AUGAGCGCUUGCUCGGCAGCGUGCCCUCGCUGGGCGCCCGCCGGGCCGCGUCGGGUUCGCGACGCGUCCAGGAUCGGCUCAUCCGGCGACGGUAUCGAGGGUGUGCCGCAGGAGGACAAGGCUGUCGUUCACUUUUGGCACCUCUUCGGCAGCACGCCUCACUGUCGAGCAGCGCUCACCUCGGCGGGACGCGACAGCCCUUAUCGCAACGCGCCGCUGCUAGAGAGCAGGGUGCGGGCGCUGGCUAAGGUGUUCGACACGGAGACGAGCGGGCUGGACGUCCCGAGGGUGCUGACCAAGGAGCCGGAGCUGCUGUUGUGGGAGGCGAACGACGUGGUCCGCAGGGUGGUGGAGCUCAAGCGAAUCGCUCCCGAACUUGGUGGCAGAGCCUUGACUCAAGCCCCGGGUCUGCUCCUGUGCGACCCGGAGGACGUGGCGGCGGCGAGGCAGGAGAUGGACUCCUGA
Molecule: messenger RNA, 465 nt
Organism: Micromonas commoda
Lineage: Eukaryota; Viridiplantae; Chlorophyta; Mamiellophyceae; Mamiellales; Mamiellaceae
Exons: 2
Coding region: 1-465 (154 amino acids)
Source: RefSeq, a predicted model, not a curated record